GAAGAGAGAAUGCUGACGAUGGUUCAAUCUACCAUCUCCUCACCCUUGCAGCAUUUACCACCAAUUCUAACCGCAACCCACAAAUGUAACAGUAAUUUUCAGCUCUCAGCUUCAGUUCCUCAGUGGCCAAGUACAAGUACAACUCUCAAUGUCAGAUUGAAGCCUCCAAAGGAGCUCCUCUCUUUUCAGAUACUCGGAAGGGAAGUGAGAAGCUUUUCAUUCUUGCCAUUACAAAGACUAGAUGAAUUCUCAAGUUACCUACCACAUAGUGAAGAUUUAACUAUUGUGGAUAGACAAUCAAUUUACACAGCGGAGCUCUCUUAUGGAGCAAUAUCAUGGUUCGUGUCUGAACAAGCUGCAUUGGCAAGUGAAAAUGUCAGAAUGAAUGCAGUUUUUGAGAUUGGGGAAUUGUUUGAAUUAGGAAUUCAGCUCACCUACUUGCUUCUGCUACUGGUGUUGAUUGGGGUUGGAAGCUUUUUCGUAAUCCGUCAAGUACUUGUCCGAAGAGAGCUUGAUCUUUCUGCAAAAGAAUUGCAAGAACAGGUUAGAAGUGGAGAUGCUAGUGCAACGGAGUUUUUUGAACUCGGAGCAGUGAUGCUGAGAAGAAAAUUUUAUCCAGCAGCUACUAAGUACCUGCUUCAGGCAAUUGAGAGAUGGGAUGGUGACGAUCAGGAUCUUGCUCAAGUUUAUAACGCCCUUGGUGUUAGUUACAUCCGUGAUGAAAAAUUAGAGAAGGGAAUAGCCCAGUUUGAAAAUGCUGUAAAACUUCAACCAGGCUAUGUCACUGCCUGGAACAACCUUGGUGAUGCCUAUGAGAAGAAGAGACUUCAAGUCUCCCUUAAAGCAUAUGAAGAAGUUCUCCUUUUUGAUCCUAACAACAAAAUUGCACGUCCUAAGCGAGAUGCCUUGAAGGAAAAAGUGAAAGUGUACAAAGGAGUUCCUGUGAAAUCCAAGAAGAGUUGAUUAUUAUUAUGUUCAUCCUUAGGAACUUUGUCGUUAUUUGUCUGAACUUUACCGGUUUAAUAGUUGCUCCAGCCAAAAUUUUGAAACAUUAAUAGCUGGAUUUUCAAAACAGAUCCUAUGCCGUGGUAUCAACUAUCAAUGAACCAUGAUGAGUUUAAUUGUCCUUGAGGUAUGAUCUUGAAUGAGCCAUCUUGCUCUACUGAGGGUUUACGGAAAAGAUGAGUACAUUGUUCGUCUUA
Molecule: messenger RNA, 1202 nt
Organism: Coffea arabica (coffee)
Lineage: Eukaryota; Viridiplantae; Streptophyta; Magnoliopsida; Gentianales; Rubiaceae
Source: RefSeq, a predicted model, not a curated record